Molecule: messenger RNA, 488 nt
Organism: Strongylocentrotus purpuratus (purple sea urchin)
Lineage: Eukaryota; Metazoa; Echinodermata; Echinoidea; Camarodonta; Strongylocentrotidae
Product: solute carrier family 22 member 12-like
Exons: 3
Coding region: 64-393 (109 amino acids)
Biological process (GO): transmembrane transport
Cellular component (GO): membrane
Molecular function (GO): transmembrane transporter activity
Source: RefSeq, a predicted model, not a curated record
UAUAUUGGGCCAUCAAAACGAUCCUUGGUGAUUCUUAUCUCAAUCAGCUACGCUGUCGGCUACAUGUUUCUCGCUCUACCGGCCUAUUACAUUCGCUCCUGGCGGCUUCUAACUCUAACCAUGACGUUGCCUCUCCUGUUUCUAUUCAUAUUUUUCAUCUGGCUACCUGAGUCUGCAAGAUGGCUUAUCUCCGUGGGGAAAUACGACAAGGCCGAAAAAGUUAUCACCAAGGUAGCCGAAGUUAACAAGGCCGAACUGCAGAAGCCCCUGUUUACCAAAGAAUUCAUGGUAGAGCAGGAACGAAUCCGCAAGGAACAUAGGCCCACAGGUCUCGAUUUGAUCCGCACACCCAGGAUGAGAAUGCGAACCAUCAACCUUGUAUUUAUAUGGUAGGCCUAAUGACUCUCAAGGAUCGUUCAAAUAUGACGUGGCAAACCGCGGCGGUAUGUUUUAAUUUUCCUUAUUAUGAUGAUGACAUAAAGUGUACU